Durusdinium trenchii is the source of this 2418-nucleotide messenger RNA. The record is from the annotation of a GenBank genome assembly. NCBI's taxonomy places the organism in Eukaryota, Dinophyceae, Suessiales, Symbiodiniaceae.
AUGGAGAACAUCUCGGAAUUUCCUGAAAUCAUUCUGCUCACCCAUGGAUCUACGUGUGACAUGUUGGCCAGGGACUUUGACGAGGACGGUGAUGUGGAUCUUAUUCUUGGUGAUGACAAAUGGUUACCUUCAUAUUCAAGGUACUUUGAGCGUAUUUCUGCCUAUCGUGUGGUGGAGCGCACGGGAGAUGACAAUCCACUAAGUAUUUUUAACGGCUCAGUGCAGCAGAUUGCUGACAUAGAUGGCGAUGGGCGGUUGGAAAUCUUUUCAGGUCAGAAAAAACCCUUUGGGUCAGCCACUUUGAGCCAUCUUCACUUACUCAGACGUGCUGCAGAUGGCAGCCUUGUGGAGAUGGAAAAUUCUGUUUGGUCCCUCUCGGGUCCAUUUGGAUCUGAUCUGGAGGUUGUAUUCUUCUUUGAAAUUCAUGUGGCCGACUGGAACUCGGAUGGGCUGCCGGAUGUUCUCAAGGUGUCCGUCGUGGGCUUCGGUGAGAGUGUGACCAAGGGUAAGCUUAGGUGGUGGAUUGAAGACUACCGUCAACAUGUUCUGGAUCUAGACAUGAAACUCGAUGUGGAAGCCUAUGGGGACAUUGAAGCAGGUUUCAAAGACCAGGAAAUUGUUGUUGACUGGAAUGGGGACGGCUUUGCAGAUCUGGUCGUUCUGCGCAAGUCAAAAAGCUUGCAUCUAUACGAACAUCGAGAUGGGGAAUUCAAAGAAGUACUUGAUGUUUUCCAGAAUGUCACAGCAAGCUUGCUGGGAAAGGGCACUGCCACAGCUGUCAUAGUAGACUGGGACAUAGAUGGUGAUUUGGACCUCAUUAUCUCAACUGAAUCAGAUGGCAAGUUGCACUACCAUGAGAUGGUUUCUGGGAACCUUUGCAAGGAAGAACUGCAGCAUCCGUUCCAAAACAUCACCAUUGCACCAGACAUCAUCAAAGGAAAGAACUACUUUGGAUAUAUCCAGCCUGUGAUUGUUGACUGGGACAAUGAUGGUGACAUGGACUUGUUUCUAGGACCUCCAGACGGGCGGUAUUUUGAGCAGCUCUCAGAUGGCACUCUACGCGAGUGGCCACGUGAGGAAAGCCCAGUCAGUGAGCUGGGAGAUACUACUCGGACAAAAUGGGACUUCGUGGACUGUGAUGCAGAUGGUGACUAUGACCUCUUGCGAAUGGAAGGGGGGGCAAACCCUCGAGUCCAGGUUUGUGAGCAUAAGACCUCACAUGUCCUGCGCUGUGACGACGCCUUUCCAUGCUUAGGAACCAAUUUGAGCAAGUUUCGCCCACAAAAGACUGGAUGGAGAAUGCAGUUGGGCAACGUGGCUGAUGGCCGGCUCAAAUUCAUCACUUACGACUUUGCAGAAAGCAGGGCAGUCCUCUGGAGUUCGGGCAUUUGUCUUCCAGCGGACCCUUGCCACUCAAAGGGCCUCUGUUUGAACAGGCGAGCGCAUUGCAGUUGCAUUGCAGGUCACGAGUUGGCUGAUUGUUCCGGCUGCGAGCCGCAUUUUUACAGCGUGCAGCGGAAGGUAGGGCAGAUGCACGACUGCAAAGCAUGCCCAGGUGCCCGUGGCAAGGUUUGCUACGGCCGAGGCAGCUGCUUUGAUGAUGCGGCAGGAAAGAUGCUUGCUGAGGAAUCUACAGCUCGGUUGAUGGCCACAGGCAAUGGCUCAUGCAGUUGCAACGAGGUUCAUUUCUAUGGAAAGGACGAGGAAGGCCGAAGCACAUGCAUUCAUGGCAUUUGCCCAGCUGGCACCGAAGAGAACGAUGGCAGUUGCAAUCCCUGCGCUGGUGGGACCUUCUCAUCAGAAGGAAGCAGUGUGUGUGAAGCCUGUCCUGUGGGGCACGUGUCCAGCCCAAACAGUGGUGCCUGCGAGAGCUGUGAGAGCAUCUUCAUCCGAUCAACUCCUGAUGACAAGAAACAGAGCUGCCAAGUGCUUGCUAUGGAUGUCGUUCUUGGCCUGAUCUUCUUGAGUACAUGCUCUUGCUUUUCUUUUCUGUCUUUGACAGGCUUCUCGGGGCGCAUUCCCAUUUCAGAUGUGUCUGCACAGGGUCAAAAGGUUGUGGUGACAACUUCCACUGCGCACGGUCUCCACAAGUGGGCAUGCCCAAAGGUGACCUUCGCUGGAACCGAUGUUCCCGAUCUGGAGUCGUCGAAUGACUGGACCAUCAAAGCCUUGAGCUUGUACCAAGUGACGCUGCAUGGCGAGAGCCCCAUGUCACUGGAUGACCCCAAAACUGAUCUUUUGGAUAGUCUGAACAAACCUCUUGAGUUGCAUUCCAGGCAAGGUGAAGCAACGCCACUGGUGAAGAGGCGACGACAAUUCCUCAAGGAGUGGCCUUUGGCUCUUGAACGAUGUAGCCGUGGCCCUGACCGCUCGAUGACUGCGGGGAAACUUCACGAUUUCUUGCAGAGACUUGACUGA